CAAAAUUAGAGACGCAAAAGAAGGAACCGAUCCCUAUCUCAAAUUACUUUUGUUGGCAUGAAAAAAAAUGUGACAAGUGUGCUCAUGCAUGUGUUUGUGUUUGUGCGAUGAGUUGAGAGACGGUUUUAGCUUAAUAUGUAUGGCGUGGCGUGUGUGUAACGAUUACCAUUUAUAAUCUUUUUACAUAAGCAUACGUUACCCCCCACAUGAUAUACAUACAUACAUAAUACAUUCCUCGCUCUUCAUUGCCCUCAAGACUCGUCUAAAGUGAGAAUUUAGAAAUGGAGCAGGAGAGGAUGAAGAGAGCAAGAGAAGGAAAUGAAGAAAGUGAGAAUAACAAGGCAAAGAAAAGAGAUGUGAGUGGCAUAAAGUUGACGAAUGAGGUGGGAAAAGAGAAGGAGGGUUUUUCUUCCGAGAUGGGACUUGGGGUAUUCGAUUUCCCUUGGCUGAAAGAUGGUGUCACGUCUAUAUCAGAGGACUAUUCGUUGGAUUUUGAAGACAAAUUAUCGUCAUUGCUAGAACAAGAAGACGCUGCUGCUAGUAUUCAUCCAAUGGCUCAUAUUCCAGAAGCCAAUAAUUUGGAGGAUCUUACAUGGCAGACAUUUGAAAGUGACAUGUUGAAGUUGGAAGCAGAAGAUGUGGAUUGCAUUUGGAGCUUUCUGCUUAAUCAAACUCUCUGAACGCUCAUUCAGCUAGCAUGCUUGUUUUGUUUCAUGUUAAUUAAUAGUUCAUCUUAGGUGAAUUAAUUAGGUGGUGUUUUUCUUUCUCUUCCAAUUUAAUUUAAACCAUUUCCUUUCUGCA
Cajanus cajan (pigeon pea) is the source of this 801-nucleotide messenger RNA. RefSeq lists its product as uncharacterized. The record is from RefSeq and is a predicted model, not a curated record. Lineage: Eukaryota; Viridiplantae; Streptophyta; Magnoliopsida; Fabales; Fabaceae.